CCCGGGGCGUCCUGAGGCGGGGCCGGGGCCGGCCCUCAUCCCAGCCCCGCUGUUACCACCCGGACUUAGGAGGGAGGCAUCCGGGACGUCCUGGAGGGGAUCCCCUGACCCCUCGUCUGUUCUAGAGAGCGGUUUGCUUUCCUACGUCAAACUGAUGUACCACCCUCGAUACACAUCCCUGAUAGGACUGCAGUGCUCGGGGGAGCAGCCUGGGCUUCUGCACUGCAAAGCUGUCCAGUGGCUGGAUGAAUCCGUGCCGCGGUCGGUUUGUGUUUCAAAGAUAAGGAUCCGCGCUUAUCGGUUUUAAUUACACUCGGGGCAGUUGUGACCGGCUACUGCAAUCAGCUGGUAGUUAGACCUGGUUUCCGCCACUUGCCAUGUCAGUUUUCACCACGGCAAGGAUUUCUUCUACUUGUAAACUUCUCUAUGCUGCAAACAGAAUGCCAAAGCAGCGUCUUUUUGCCUUCACCAUAUUCAGCCGCUGGCCAGGCCCUAUACUUCAACAUCAGGGCCCAAAUUAAUAUUCCAGUCUCUUCCCUUUCUCCUCCCCUUUUACCCUCUACUUCUCAGCUGCUGUUAUUACGUGGAGUUUGGAGCCUAAGCUUUGAAAACUCCCAUGUGGCGCGCCCGUCUUAAGUCUGAGCAUGCUCAGUAGCCAAAAUAGAUUUUUGGUUGCAGAAAACUCGGGCGAGGAUAGUCGGGGUGUUUGGACAUUUGACGGCUUCCUAACAGAACCUUUCGAUUCUGGUGGUGAUGGCAUUGGAGAAUGGAGCUUAGGCCAGUCUGUAGGACUUGAACCAAUGAAAGAAGCAUAUGGCACUUCUGAAGAUAAAGGUCACUCCUCCCUUUUUAAUUGGAACUUCCGCUUAGGACCUGUGUAUGACGUUUCACCUGUGAUCUGUAAUUUCAGUAGCCACUGACUUUGAGUUACAGCAAGGUCUCUGAAGAUUUGUAUCAAAUGACGUCAAUGGCCAGCUUGUUUUCUUUUACUAGUCCAGCAGUAAAGCGAUUGUUGGGCUGGAAACAAGGUGAUGAGGAGGAAAAAUGGGCAGAAAAGGCAGUUGAUGCUUUGGUGAAGAAGCUAAAAAAGAAAAAGGGUGCCAUGGAGGAACUGGAGAAAGCCUUGAGCAGUCCAGGACAGCCAAGUAAAUGUGUCACUAUUCCCAGAUCUUUAGAUGGACGCCUGCAAGUUUCUCACAGAAAAGGCUUACCCCAUGUUAUAUAUUGUCGUGUUUGGCGCUGGCCUGAUUUGCAGAGUCAUCAUGAGCUAAAGCCUUUGGAUAUUUGUGAAUUUCCAUUUGGAUCUAAGCAAAAAGAAGUUUGUAUCAACCCAUACCACUAUAAGAGGGUGGAGAGUCCAGUCUUACCUCCAGUAUUAGUGCCUCGUCAUAAUGAAUUCAAUCCACAACACAGCCUUCUGGUUCAGUUUAGGAACCUGAGCCACAAUGAACCACACAUGCCACAAAAUGCCACGUUUCCAGAUUCUUUCCACCAGCCCAACAACACUCCUUUUCCCUUAUCUCCAAACAGCCCUUAUCCCCCUUCUCCUGCUAGCAGCACAUAUCCCAAUUCCCCAGCAAGUUCUGGACCAGGAAGUCCAUUUCAGCUCCCAGCUGAUACGCCUCCUCCUGCCUAUAUGCCACCUGAUGAUCAGAUGGGUCAAGAUAAUUCCCAGCCUAUGGAUACAAGCAAUAAUAUGAUUCCUCAGAUUAUGCCCAGUAUAUCCAGCAGAGAUGUUCAGCCUGUUGCCUAUGAAGAGCCUAAACAUUGGUGUUCAAUAGUCUACUAUGAAUUAAACAAUCGUGUUGGAGAAGCUUUUCAUGCAUCUUCUACUAGUGUGUUAGUAGAUGGAUUCACUGACCCUUCAAAUAACAAAAGUAGAUUCUGCUUGGGUUUGUUGUCAAAUGUUAAUCGUAAUUCGACAAUUGAAAACACUAGACGACAUAUUGGGAAAGGUGUUCAUCUGUACUAUGUUGGUGGGGAGGUGUAUGCGGAAUGCCUCAGUGACAGCAGCAUAUUUGUACAGAGUAGGAACUGCAACUUUCAUCAUGGCUUUCAUCCCACCACUGUCUGUAAGAUUCCCAGCAGCUGCAGUCUCAAAAUUUUUAACAAUCAGGAGUUUGCUCAGCUUCUGGCUCAGUCUGUCAACCAUGGGUUUGAGGCAGUAUAUGAGCUCACCAAAAUGUGUACCAUUCGGAUGAGUUUUGUCAAGGGUUGGGGAGCAGAAUAUCACCGGCAGGAUGUAACCAGCACCCCAUGUUGGAUUGAGAUUCAUCUUCAUGGGCCUCUUCAGUGGCUGGAUAAAGUCCUUACUCAGAUGGGCUCCCCUCUGAACCCCAUAUCUUCUGUUUCAUAAUGCAGAAGUAUUCUUUUCAAUUAUAUCAUUAGUGGACUUGUUUUAAUUUUAGAGAAACUUUGAGUACAGAUACUGUGAGCUUACAUGGAAAACAGAUAUUACAGCUUAUUUUUUUUUUCUACAUAAUUGUGACCAAUACAUUUGUAUUUUGUGAUGAAUCUACAUUUGUUUGUAUUCAUGUUCAUGUGACUAACUCUCAAAAGUGUUACAAAAGAUGCAGAGUAAGUAUUAUGCCCCAGUUCAGAAAUUUGGCAUUGAUCUUAAACUGGAACAUGCUUUUACUUUAUUGUCCUAACAAUUUUUUAUUUGUUAAAUUUAUUUGAAAAUGCAUCACAUGAUGAAAAGUUAAAAUAGCUUGUAAGAGGGUAUAUACAGUGAAGAGUAACUCUUCCCUUCUACUCUUGAUCUUCCAGAAGCUGUAUUUUUACCAGUUUCUUUGUCCCUCCAACUUAAAAAAAAGAGUAAUUCAUUGUUUUGCAAAAGUGUGUGGUAGGGGCUUAAAAGAAACUAUAAAAAAAGUUUUAUUUGAAGGAACAUUAUGCACUGCUCUAACCAGUAGUGUUCAGUAAAAGCAAAGUGAUAGUUUUCUAGAUGAGAUAAAAUUUACAUUUAAUACAGAUAAGUGUUCGUCAGUGUAAUGUGACUUCAUGCUAUAUAUCUUUUGUAAAACAUUUUCUUUUUUAAAAAAAAUUAUUGCAAACAACUGAUCUCAAGUAUGUCAUUUACUCAAAAUCUGUCAUAAGCAUUACUUUAUAGCUAGUGACAGUGCAUGCACAGCCUUGUUCAACUAUGUUUGCUGCUUUUGGACAAUGUUGCAAGAACUCUGAUUUUGACAUGCAUUAAUCUUUUAUUUUGCACUUUUAUGGGUGACAGUUUUUAGUGUAAACUUUGAUAAAACACACUCAAGUGACUUGGACUUAGAUGCUGAUCGUUAACGUCCUUGGUACCUUUUUUGUAUUAAAAAACAUAGCAAUUUAUAGAUUACAUUUGUAGGAAGUUAAGCUUUUUUCUAGUUUUGUUAUAUUUUCAACCUAGGUAAAGACUGUUAUUCUAUAGCUCCAACUUAAGGUGCUUUUUAAAUUCCCCACAGUUUUCUGGGUGUUAUUAAUGCUGGAAAAUUAUGUACUUAAUCCCAUUGCUCUUACUUGCAUCAGCCUCAAUAUGCAAGGACCUAUGCCGUAGCCAUAGAAGGCUCUUCAGUUGGGCCCCAAGGAUGAGGCUACUGAUCUGAUAUUAAAUGAAUCAGAAGUGGAUGUAGGGAUAGCUAAUUUAAAAACCCUCACUUGGCUGAGCAUGGUGGCUCACGCUUGUAAUCCCAGAACUUUGGGAGGCCAAGGCAGUUGGAUCACAAGGUCAGGAGUUCGAGACCAAUCUGGCCAAUAUGGUGAAACACUGUCUCUACUAAAAAUACAAAAAUUAGCAGGGCUUGGUGGUACAGGCCUGUUGUAAUCCCAGCUACUCGGGAGGCUGAGGCAGAAGAAUUGCUUGAACCAAGGAGGCAGAGGUUGAGUGAGCUGAGACUGGGCCACUACACUCCAGCCUGGGCGACAGAGCGAAACUCCAUCAAAAAAAAAAAAAAAAAAAAAAAACCACUCACUCAUCAACAAAUACAGACUAUAGACUCUUCUCUCACUUAUCAGUGAUGCUCUUUUUCCAUUUUUUAAGUACCUGUGUGGAAGCUAGUCUCCCAAAACACAACCUUUAGAAAGGAAAGACGUGAAUGAAAACUCUAAAAUAUCCCAUUAAUGAGUCAUGAUUUUGGCUUCGGGUAAAGGACUUUGAACCAAUGUUUUUCUCGAGAGCCAUCAAAUGGACACUUAGUUAUAACAUGAGAAUGAAGAAAUUAUUUUGGGAAAAAAAUGACCUAAUUCACCUAUCAGUGAAAGCUUUAUUUUCUGGUGCCUUUUAAAAAUAUGUGGAGCCAUGUCAUUCUUCUGUUUAAAAUGUUAGUUGGUUUGACUUUCCAUUUUGUCUUUCUGCUCUUGUGAAGAAGAAAAAAAGCAUUUUUAAGCAAAGAAUUAUGCAAUUCCUUUUGUUUUCUGUGUCUUAUUUAUUGCUUUUUCAAUGUGCAGCCAAUGGAUGGUUUUAGUUCUUUCAGAUGAAGUGCCUUUGUGUUUCAGCUCACAGUUCUUUGCUGGGUAAAAGAAAUACUUUCUGACAGUCACCUGAGCAUUAAAUGUAAGUAUUAUAUGACAUACAUUCUGUUUCUUCCAGAGUUCUGUCAGCCACAUGAAAGAGAAUAUUUGCUUACUGGUAGAACUUUGGCAUUUUCAUCAUUCUUUUACUUAGCAGGCUUAUGGCACCAUCUCUGGAACAAAUUUGUAGAAAAAAUUACUCCAGUUGAAUGACGGAUGUAUAUAAUCAACUGCAUUGGGCUGCAGUAAACUAAUGGAAAUUAUAGAAUUGUUUUAUUGGUGUUUUCUACUGAGUUAAUUAAAAAUGGUUUUUAUUUGGGAUCAUUAUGUCACAGUCUUCAGUUAACAAGAUCUUACAUGAUUGGCCUUUUCUUUGUUUUCUCUUAGGAAUUAGUUCUCAUGAAUGACAGUACUAAAGCAAUUAACAAGAGUUUGACAGAGAACUAUAAGCCUGUUGUAUUUCCUAAAAGUUGUCAACUCCACACUCUUGAACUUGAAAUGAAAACUUUAUUUAGUCCAGCUAUUCUUACAGUCCCUAAGGAUUUUCAUAUAUCUAUGUAUAGGAAGUAAAAUUUGCUAGUAAGAUUUUUAGAAACUAAGAAAAAUUCUGGUUAGUGAAAGGAAAGUACCUCUGAAAGAAACCAUUUUAGCAAGUUACAGUUAUACAUUUUAAUUUAAUCUACAGAAUGUUUUAUAGUAAAAUUUAUUAAAACAGCACCACUAGAAUCACAUGGCACGUACAACAUAUUUAUACUGGCUGAAAUGACAGAAUCUGGGAAUAAUAAAAUUGCAACCAGUUUGAUAAUGCAAAAAAAGCAGAAUAGAGUGAAAUCUCAGUAAUGAAUUAAAGCACAAAAAGAUACUGAUUGGCAAAAAGCAAGGUACAAGAGGUACAUUUGCUUAACAUCUCUAAAUAAUAUUUAUGGUCUGGUCAGUAUUGCCUGGCUAAUAUGAAAUGCAAACUAGUAGGCAUGUUAAUAAUCUAAUGAAACUAAUCUUUUUGUUUUAGGAGGCAAUUUAAGUAAGACAUCAAUACAAAAUGUCAAAUAUGUGUUUCAGGAUAUAAAUCAUUUUUCACAUUUUAUUGUUGCUAUAUAUAAAAAAAAUAGAGUUGGCUGGGUUUCUAAGGUGAAAUCCAGAGUAAUAUUACUAGAUAGACAGUUCAACAAGCCACAUCUAAUAGCACAGAUAGAGGAUGUAGCUAUCUUAUACCUUUCCUAACAUUUGAGAGUAAGACAUCCUUUAGGAUGUCAAGUGAUCAUUAAGUACUCAUAUUUGAAAUCUAUUGUCAAGAUUAGAACUGGGGUUCAGGUUAAAAAACCUUUCAUAUUACCUAAGGGUACCUGUGGGAAACAGUUCCUUCCCCUGUGGUAGUAUUUUGUGGAAGAGAAAGUUUAUACAAAAAAUGAAAUCCUACCAACAGCAGAGAAAAUAAAAAGUUUGAUAGUACCUAUCAAAGUGCUGUACUUCUGUAGAGAACAUCUGAUGUACCAAUUUAGAUCUUUUUCUUUAUACUUCUUCUAGUCAUUUACUUAAUAGUACUUUGGAUCAUUAUCACCUUUGCCACUUAACAUAUAUAAAUAUCCUUUUUACUUUGUGAGGAAGGAAGAAUUUUUUGAUAAUUACUGAGUUCAGCCUUUUGUGAUGACUUAUAUUUUAAGAGUGUCAGAUCCCUUCCUUGUCUUACUAGUUAAAUCCUCACUUAAUUUCUUGUGUAUGAAUGAAUAUAAAAGUGUGUCAUCAUUAUAUUGUUCAGCUAGAUGAGCAGGUGUCUUAGGGUAGUAGAUAGCCUGGUGGUUUUAGAAGUGUUUGGUAAUUUUUAUGGAGGGAGUUUUCCUAAGUGGUGGUUUAUAGGUGGUAUCAGAUAUUAUUAGGGCAGCUUUUUGGGGAGUAAUCUCAGGUCCCUAGAGGAGCAGCGUAUUUCUCAUUGUAAGAUUCUUGGGAGCUUUUCGUAUCACACAAGAUGCAUGAAUCGAAUGUGGGAAAUGAAGGCAUUUCUUCUGCAUAAACAAAGAAUUCUGCCUGCACGACAGAAACCUGGACAGUUCUUUGGAAUUCACUGAAUUACAGUUUAGUUUGUCCUGAUUACAGAAUGACAAUAUUUUUCAAGCCUUUUUAUGUUGGAUUAGCUUAUCUCCUAAAAUAGAACUGUACUAUAAUUGAAAUGACACCCUAAAAUUGGAUGGUUUACCAAUACCAAUGAAAGGAAUUUUACACAUCAAUUUUUAUUUUUGUUUUGAAGUAAGAGCACAUGCUAUAUAAUAAUUGUUAGCAGCAAUUGCUAUAAAGCAAGUGAUGAGUUAUUUCUCUGAAAAGAUCCAGUCCUAGAGCAGGAUUUUUUGAUCAUUCAUGACAGAGUGAGAAAGGUUUGUGUGGUUCUUGUCCAAAUAACUCAGUUUUUAAAAUUCUUAAAAUCAUUAGCCAUUAUCCUUUAAAGGUUUAUUUGAAGAUGCUGUUAAAGUACAGAAUUUUGUGUACAGGUAGAUUUUUUACCCCUCAUUAAUAGUGCCUUCUUAAUACAAGCUGGUGUUAGCUAUAACAAAACUCCAGUAAGGCCAAAGAAUCCCAAGUUCUUUGUUUUAAAAAAAAAUCUUUUAGGAUCAGGCUUUCCCUUCUAAGAAUCAUUGGAGAUGAUGUUGCGUUGAUUUAUUCAUGAAGUACUUUAACUAUAGGAACUCUAGAAGAUAAUGGUUAGGCAAGUGAUUUUCUUUUUAACAUGAUUGGCUUAAGUUGUACUUUGAAAUUCACUUAUUUUAAAAUUGAAGAGGAUUUUAAUCAUGGAAAUUGAACGUUUGUAUCUACCUGCCUACAUUUUCUUAAAAAAUAUUUCAUAUGCAGAUAAUGAAGACCAAGCCAAUGGCUGCACUGUAGGUCUGCUGCUUAUUUGUAUUUGUUUUGUUUAUGUUGUAGAAGUUGAAAUUCUAGCAACAUACUUCAAUUCUGUUAUUUUGAUACUUAUAUAUUAGGUUUUACUAUAUUGUGCUUUUCAAAGCCAUAACUCUUAAAAACUUUGUUUUUGCAUAUUGUUUGCUAAUUCUUUAUUUUAAUAAACCUCAAAAACUG
This is a messenger RNA of Callithrix jacchus (white-tufted-ear marmoset), 7554 nucleotides long. NCBI's taxonomy places the organism in Eukaryota, Metazoa, Chordata, Mammalia, Primates, Cebidae. The record is from RefSeq and is a predicted model, not a curated record.